UGGAGUGGGAGAAUCCGCUCUGGACACCAUUGCUCCGUGGGAUUACUCUGAAUGAGUUUGCUAUAAACAGCUUGACUUACAUAAGAGCUAGUAAUUCAGUGAGUGCUCCCUCAGCUAGCUGUCUUGUUUGUUUGAGAGCAAAAGACACGCUUCUCUGACAUUUUAUUUCUGAAUAGAACACCAUUUUACAUCUAUUUAUAUAUAUUUUUCUCAUAGGUGUUGUGCGGUCGUUGCGUAGGACAACUUAGAGGAGGUGACUUUUAGAGCGCUCAUCAUGUCAGUGGUAGGCAUUGAUGUGGGUUUCCAGAAUUGCUACAUCGCAGUUGCAAGGAGCGGCGGCAUUGAAACCAUUACCAAUGAAUACAGUGACAGAUGCACUCCGGCGUGCGUGUCUUUGGCCUCCAAAAACCGCAUGAUUGGAAAUGCAGCCAAAAGUCAGGCCAUUACAAACUUCAAAAAUACAGUCCAUGGCUUCAAAAAGUUCCACGGCAGAUCGUUUGAGGACCCAUUUGUCCAAGCGGAAAAACCCAAACUGCCUUACGGCUUACAUAAACUGGCCAAUGGAAACACUGGCAUUAAGGUGCGUUAUUUGGACGAGGACAAAGUAUUCACAGUGGAGCAGAUCACAGGGAUGCUGCUCAACAAGCUGAAAGAAACGUCGGAGAGUGCACUGAAGAAGCCGGUGGUGGACUGUGUCAUCUCUGUCCCAAGUUAUUUCACAGAUGCAGAAAGACGGUCUGUGCUCGAUGCAUCUCAGAUCGCAGGGCUGAACUGUUUACGGCUAAUUAAUGACACAACUGCAGUGGCUUUGGCCUACGGAAUUUACAAACAGGACCUACCCACUCCAGAAGAGAGGCCCAGAAAUGUGGUAUUUGUGGACAUGGGACAUUCAUCGUUCCAGGUCUCCAUCACUGCCUUCAAUAAAGGCAAACUCAAGGUCCUGGCCACUGCAUUCGACCCACACCUUGGUGGGCGCAAUUUUGAUGAGGCGUUGGUGGAUUACUUCUGUGAGGAAUUUAAGGGCAAGUAUAAGCUGAAUGUGAGGGAGAACCCACGGGCUCUGCUGCGGCUGCAUCAGGAAUGUGAGAAACUGAAGAAGCUGAUGAGCGCAAACUCCUCUGAUCUGCCUCUGAACAUCGAGUGCUUCAUGAAUGAUAUCGAUGUCAACAGCAGGAUGAGCAGGGGCCAGUUUGAAGACAUGUGCACUCAAUAUCUAGUGAGAGUAGAGAUCCCACUGAAAACAGUCCUUGAACAAUCAAAGCUGAGCCGGGAUGACAUUUAUGCAGUGGAGAUAGUCGGGGGAGCUACGAGAAGCCCGGCAAUCAAAGAGAGAAUCUGCAAGUUUUUUGGUAAAGACAUCAGCACCACGCUUAAUGCAGACGAAGCUGUCGCCAGAGGCUGUGCACUCCAGUGCGCGAUUUUGUCUCCAGCAUUUAAGGUGCGUGAAUUCUCCAUCACUGACGUGGUUCCUUUUCCUAUAACUCUCCGGUGGAAAUCACCAACAGAGGAUGGAUUGGGCGAGUGUGAGGUGUUUGGUAAGAAUCAUGCUGCUCCGUUCUCCAAAGUGAUCACCUUUCACAAGAAGGAGCCCUUUGACCUUGAAGCUUUCUACAACAGUCCUCAAGAUCUGCCCUACCCAGACCAGAGGAUAGGAUGUUUCUCUGUGCAGAAUGUGGUCCCCCAGCCAGAUGGUGACAGCUCUAAAGUCAAAGUGAAAGUGCGAGUGAAUGUCCACGGUAUCUUCAGUGUGUCCAGUGCCUCUCUGAUAGAAAAGCAGAAAGGAGAAGGAGAGGAAAUGCAGAUUGACUCAGAGCCAAUGGUGCAGAAUGAAGGCAGGCCAGAGGAUCAGACCAAAAUGCAGGUGGACCAGGAAGGUCAAAGCCAGGGGGACCAGCAGAAUGAGGACAACAGCUCGAGCAGUAAGGAGGGGGUGUCUGGGGAGAAGCAGGAUCCAGCAGCAGGGGGGAGCAAACCCAAAGUCAAGGUGAAGAGUAUUGAUCUGCCCAUUGUAGCCAACAACGUUCGACAGCUGGAGAGCGAGGUCCUGAACAACUUUGUAGAGUAUGAGCAUCAAAUGAUUAUCCAGGACAAACUAGUGAAAGAGCUGAAUGAUGCUAAAAAUGCCGUGGAGGAGUAUGUAUAUGAUCUGCGGGACAAACUCUGUGGGAUCUAUGAAAAGUACAUCAGUGAGGAGGACAGUAACCGGCUGACGCUGAUGCUGGAGGACACAGAAAACUGGCUGUACGAGGAGGGAGAGGACCAACCCAAACAAGUCUAUGAGGAGAAGCUCGAGGCACUAAAGAGGUUCGGCCAGCCAAUCCAGGACCGGCACAGAGAGCACGAGGACAGGCCGAGAGCUUUUGAGGAGAUGGGAAAGAAACUGCAGCUCUACAUGAAGUUUGUGGAUUGCUAUAAACAGAAGGAUGAGCGGUAUCAGCACUUGACUGCAGAGGAAAUGAGCACUGUAGAAAAGUGUGUGUGUGAAAGCAUGGGCUGGAUGAACAACAAGAUGAACGCUCAGAGCAAACUUGGAAUAACUCAGGAUCCUGUUGUUAAAGUAGCAGACAUCAUUUCCAAAAUACAGGAGCUAGAGAACGUGUGUAAUCCGGUGAUCAACAGGCCGAAGCCGACUGUGGAGGAGGCUCCCGAGGUGAACGACCAAAGCAGCGGAGCUCACAACGGCCCCACGGCGAAGCAAGGCGCAGACGGGAAGGGAGAAGCAAAGGGAAGCCAGCAGACAAAGCCUGGAGGGAAAGAGAUGGAGGUGGAUUGAGAUCGCCAUGCACUACAUCCAUCACUGCGUUUACCACGUGAUCAUUUAGACAGUAGAAACUUAAAAACCCGGGACCAUCACUCCCCAACAUCACCAGUCACUUUGGUGGGUUUGUUUUUGUGCUGCUUUCCCCUCUGAACUGGACUUUACUGUUUGAGGUUUCUGUUUUCACCCUUUCAUCCUCAUGUAUGAGAAAAUGGUGUGCUUUACUCUCUCAAAGGUUUGACAUCCUCAAUAAAUGAAAGAAUGCUGCAAUAGAUUAAACUCUGAUUUUGAUGUAACCAAACAUCAAGGUACGUUUGUGAUUGCAUUCCAUGUGUCUUUCAACAUCCAGUGAAUCCUUUCACUCACAGGCCUCAUAGUGCUGCCCAAACAAUCGCUACUGCAGAACUAUUAGUUCAUAUGCAAUAAUACAAAUUAUAUAUAUUUGUAUUUAAUGAGUUAAAUAUGAUGUCCAUGUCUAGAGACUGUAAAUACUAUUUUAGUAAAUAAAAGCAGCCAGCGUAUAUAAUAUAUAGU
Molecule: messenger RNA, 3292 nt
Organism: Cheilinus undulatus (humphead wrasse)
Lineage: Eukaryota; Metazoa; Chordata; Actinopteri; Labriformes; Labridae
Gene: hspa4l
Product: heat shock protein 4 like
Exons: 19
Coding region: 275-2773 (832 amino acids)
Biological process (GO): protein folding
Cellular component (GO): nucleus; cytosol
Molecular function (GO): ATP-dependent protein folding chaperone; ATP binding
Source: RefSeq, a predicted model, not a curated record